Vespula pensylvanica (western yellowjacket) is the source of this 1136-nucleotide messenger RNA. RefSeq names its product tubulin polyglutamylase complex subunit 2. The record is from RefSeq and is a predicted model, not a curated record. The transcript is spliced from 2 exons. The coding region runs from base 157 to 1035 and encodes 292 amino acids. Gene Ontology annotation, biological process: protein polyglutamylation. Lineage: Eukaryota; Metazoa; Arthropoda; Insecta; Hymenoptera; Vespidae.
UAGAGAAGCACCGUUGUUCGCUUUGAUAUACUGUUGCCAUGACGAUAAACAACUUAAACGAAAGCGAUAUUUUCAGAAGGAGCCAGUUUUCUACGUCCUCGGUUGUCCUGUCAUAAAGAUCUCUGACACGUUUAUAAAAAAAAAAAAUAAUAAAAGAUGGAUUCACGAGCCAGUGAGACAAUGUCAUUUUUCGUCGAUGUCGUUACCGAAGAUUCAUUCUACGAAAACCUAACUUUAGGUGUCGUCAAGAUUCUCGAAAAUUCACCAUGCGUUAAAAACGUUCGCGUCAACAGACGAAACGGUUGCGAACGAAACGCCAUUGUGAAUUGGGAGCAACGACACGGCUGCGUGUUGCCAGAAGACGUGAAGAAUUUCUAUGCCUCGAUCGAUGGUUUUUUACUACAGUGGAAUCUCGAGAUAGCAGGCGAGGAAUUUCCGGUAGGGCGAAUGGAGAUAGGCAAGCUGUCGUCCCUAAAACGUUACCUCGGCGUUGGGAAGGAUCGACAAAGCGGAACGACGACGAGUCUGGCCUCGGAGGAAGGAGGGGACAUCGAACCGGAAGUUGAGAUACUCGUAGGGAGUACCGAGGACGUUGUUGCCGGUAACUCGAAGAUUCACACGGUUAAUCCUCGUGGUUCGAAACUCUUCGAGAUAGCUCGAUGCUUUCCCACAACUUUAGAUGCGAGGGUGUAUUUGGUAUAUACAAAUAAAGCUGAACAAACGUCGCCUGAAAUUUGGCUUCAUCAGGAAACUGCAGAUCGAUGGUAUCAUCUGGCCGAGGAUUUCACCAAAUACUUUCGUAUGAUGUUGGUCCAUCUUGGUUUGCCUCUUUGGCAAUGUUGUGUCGUUGGCUUGCCUCUGCCAACCUGGGUCGAGCAAGUCUAUUUCUUGGUCGGGCCUCAUCUCCUGCCAAAUAUAAUAGAACCAACGGAAACAAUUUCUAGUAGUCUCUGGAACAAUGGUCCUACCAAUCUACUCGAUCCAAAUAUUUUCAAGGGUAAGGAGAAUAAGCAAAGGAACCCGAGAAAGAAGUGAUUUCUUCGUAGUCAUUGCCGUUCCCGUCCUUCUGAUCAUCGUGAUAAAUCUUUCUCUUUUCUGAGAGUGAAAUAGGAAAAAAGAUUACAAAAAUAAAAAUU